CUGAAACUGUUGCCUAAUAUCGGAACGAGAAUUAGUAGUGUACCUUGAUUUCCGAAAUGAGGAAAAUUCAAGUGUGUGCGGAACGUCGAGGAUUGUGAUAAAUGCAGACAGGAACAAAAUCUUCAUUCACUAUCUCAAUCAUCAGUAUUAUAAAUAACACAACAUACGAAAUCUUCAGUUUGUUAUCUAUACUAUAUGAGGUCUAAAAGUUGAUUUUUGGUUAACAACUCAGAGCGUUGUACAUUCAAAGUGGAUACAUACUGGAGUACUACAAUAACUUUAUACAUCAACAUUCUUCUGUAGGUUUUUUUUAGUUCAAGAUGCCAGCAAAAUUACUUCGUUCUGUAAAUAAAUAUUUAUAUCCUCAAGAUGAGAUAUUCAUAAGGCCUAUUAUUACACUAAUUAAUAAUACUGUGGGAGUAGCUGCUCUAGCUAUGCCAUUUUGUUUUCAUCAGGUAUUUAUUUUGUUAUUCACUUAUAUAAUAAAAUUCAGUGUGGUAUUUUAUUAUCUUUUUUAUUUCUUGGAAUUACUGCUGCAUUUUCAAUAAUGUCAUGCGAUGCUUUAAUUGAUAUCUGUUCUACUCACCGAGUUCUUCCAUUUGAGCAUGCUUGUAAUUUUAAAUAUUCCAUAUAAACUUGAACUCUAUAGGCUUUAAAGCAUUAGGACAUAUGGGAAAAAGUUUAGCUGAAUUAAGUGUUAUUUGUCUAUUGUUCGGUUACGUUGUAGGAUAUUAUGUUACUAUUGCAGAUCUGAGCACUGGCGUUGUUUCACGAAUCGCUGUAACUAUUCCAACUCAUCAACUUCGAUUUAUUCUACUAGUGAUGUUUACAAUUACUUUAAUACCGCUAUGUUUAAUUCCAAGAGUUCAAAGUUUACUUCGAUUGAAUGUUUUUACAAGUCUAUUUUAUGGUGUAGUUACUUUUCAUAUGAUUUUUAUACUUGGUCUACCUCGAUUAAUUUCCAACAUGCCCUGGGAAGAAAUCAAUUGGUGGAAACCGGCUGGUCUGAUUGAAUGUAUCCCUAUAUUUUUAGCUUCAAUGUUCUGUCAAACACAAUUACAUGCCACAUCAUCUAAAUGUUUUCAGCCAACAUCAUCAAAUAUGCGACUGAUAGUUCGUGUUGCGUUGAUUACAGUGGCUAUAGUUUAUGGAUUUUUUGGUUUCUUUGGUUACGUGGCAUUUAUUAGUUCGAAAAGGACAAUAUUUUCCGGUAACGUCUUUUUAAUGUAUCCAGAUGAUUUGCGUAGUUUCUGUAUACGUGUUGGAUUUCUACUAACCAACAUUGUUUCUAUACCGUUGAUUAUUUUUCCAUUACGUCAAACUGUAUACAAUUUAUUAUGUCAAAAAAGAUUAACUUCAUUUGGUGUCGAUUUGGAAAUCGAUUCAACUCCUAUGAUUUCUGAUGAGGUUCCAAGAAGAUUUAUUCAAAAAAUCACUAUCUCAUUAUUACUUGUCUCAUUUCUUCUCAGUUUAACUACGGAUAAAAUUGAAGUUAUCAUUCGUUAUACAACUAGUAUAGCUGGUUCAUUAACUGGUUUCAUUUUACCAGCAUUAGUACUUUUUGUUACUACAAUAAAAAAUGAUCACGAUCAUCAUGAUCAUCAUUACACUACUAAUCAUAAUAAUAGUAGUAUAUUACGUUUUUUACAAAUUUAUCGUCGUCAUCAUCAUCAUUCAAUGAUUGUUUAUUGUUUAUUAUUAGUUGGUUGUCUUUUAUUUUCAUUGGAAUUUUUCUCAGUACAUUAUACUACUAAUAAUAAUAAUGAUAGUAGUCAUAAUAAUGUUAAAUUAUUAUCAUUGGAUAAUACUAUUCAUAUGAAUACUAUUAUUACAUCAUCUUAUCAAUCCAAUAUGAAUACAAUGAAUUCGAAUAAUUUACAAUCUAUGACAAUGAAAAAUCCCCCUGAACCAAUUGAUCUAACAAAAAUUCAAUCACAUAUUAAUAAUAAUAAUAAUAAUACAACAACUAAAUUUUCACCAUUGAAUACACAAACUAAACAACAAAUGAGACCAAUUACAAUAUUGAAUAAGACUAUUAUGAAAAAAGAUAGAAAAAAAUCACCAUAACAACAACAACAUCAUCAUCAAUGUCGACGUUGUUGUUGUUGUUGUUGUCGUCGUUAUUCGUUGCCGAAAUUUGUCAAAUUCACAUGAAAUCUUAGUUGUUGUUGUUGGUGGUGUUUCCAUUUUUUUUUAAAACAAAGUUAAAGUAACACUGUGAUUGAUAAUCAACUUCUGUUUUUCAAGAACAAAAAAAGAUAGAAAGAAGUUAAAACUUUCCAUAGAAUUGAAAUCAUAAUGUAACAAUAUUGUGUACAUAAGAAUGUCAGUCACAACGUAGAACUUCAUACUUACGUACAUCAGUUCGAGUUGUAUAAUUGCAAUCAUCGUCACAUGUAUCUUGAUGUAUGUAUGUGUGUGUGUGUGAGUGAGUGUGUAUACCUUAUUAGUUUAUUGUUCUAUGAUGUGUUUCUCUAUACAAAUCAUGUCCCCAUCAACAAUAUAUAUAUAUAUAUGUGAUAUUUAAGGGAUCAAUAAUCAUCAUUUUGUGUUUGUGUUUUUUUAUACUUUUGCCUUUCAUUGUCUUGUUUUGUUUUCUUAGGUAUAGAGGGAUUAUUGGGUUCUGUACGUACGAAGCAUUGUUUUGUCCUUUCAAUAGCAUUGUUGAAUAUAUAUAUACAUAACUUCUAAUGAUCUAAUUGUGAUUUCUUCUUCUUAUUGAUGUUUCACUUUUUCAUAGGAUUGAUAACUUUUGUUGGUAGAUUAUUUAAAUCAGUAGGGCUGUUGUAGGUGUUUGUGUGUGUAUAUAUGUAUCUAUGUAAUAACCAUUCACUUACUAUCGACAUAUUCAGUGUUUGAGUUAUAUAUGAGAAGCUCUUUUAUAUGUACUGUUCUACUUGUUCAAUUAUCAAUAACAAGUUAAUAUUAAUCUUUCGGAUUGUCAUCUGUGUAUAUACAACAUCCUUUAUGGUUUACUUUAAUUUAUAAUAAGAAUUUGUUUAAUGUGUUUUUAUUCACUAAAUAUUUUUGUAAUUUAAAUAAACAUACUAGAGACUUUUUAAA
Messenger RNA from Schistosoma rodhaini, 3063 nucleotides. Lineage: Eukaryota; Metazoa; Platyhelminthes; Trematoda; Strigeidida; Schistosomatidae. The record is from the annotation of a GenBank genome assembly.